This is a messenger RNA of Pezoporus flaviventris, 1883 nucleotides long. RefSeq names its product XK related X-linked (gene XKRX). The transcript is spliced from 4 exons. Lineage: Eukaryota; Metazoa; Chordata; Aves; Psittaciformes; Psittacidae. The record is from RefSeq and is a predicted model, not a curated record. The coding region runs from base 283 to 1578 and encodes 431 amino acids. Gene Ontology annotation, cellular component: membrane.
CUGGAGGUGUUCCUCGCUGGAGCCAUCACCGGAGCCCCCCAGGGAAGGCUGUGCCCGGGGCACUGGGGCUGCUCAGCCCCUGGCAUCGCUUCCCGGAAGGCAGCACGUGUUUUGGGGCUAUUUCUGCCUCGCUGGAGUGCCGCGGGCGAGGGAAGGAGGCGAGAGCACAGGACGGAAUUGGAGCACAGAUGGACACGGGCUGGCGGGCUGCCCUGCCUUGGCUUCACUAGACCCUCCCGGGAUGUGGCCGCGGCGGGGCUGAGCGGCCGGGCCGGGGCCGCGAUGGACGGCCCGAGCGGGGGCUGCCCGCCCGCCGCCCCGCUGCGGCCGAAGCUGCCGCUCGGCAUCGUGUUCUCGACGGCGCUGUUCUGCGGGGAGAGCGCGGCCGCCGCCGUGCUCUGCUUCUCCUACAGCCACUCCGACGACCGCUUCUGGCUGGCGCUCACCAUCUUCUUCAUGCUCUGCCCGUCCGUGCUGGUGCAGCUCACGCUCAUCUUCGUGCACCGCGACAUCAGCCGCGACCGGCCCCUCAUCGGGCUCAUGCAUCUGCUCCAGCUCGGGCCCAUCAUCAGGUGCAUGGAGGCUCUGCUGGUGUACUGCUGGUCGGGGAGGCAGGAGGAGCCCUACGUCACCAUCACCCGCAAGCGGCGGCUGCGGAAGGGCUACGAGGUGGAGAUGGAGCAGGAGAUGGGUCACUCGGAGCGGCGCCUGGCCACGCACCGCAACGCCUUCAAGCGCAUGGCGGUCAUCCAGGCCUUCCUGGGCUCCACGCCGCAGCUCAGCGUCCAGCUCUAUAUCAGCAUCCUGGAGAAGUACGUCCCUGCUGCCCGAGCGGUCCUCAUGGGCAUCUGCCUCGUGUCAGUCACCUACGGAGCCCUCGUCUGCAACGUCCUGUCCAUCCAGGUCAAGUACGAUGACUACAAGGUCCAGCUGCGGCCGCUGGCCUUCCUCUGCAUCGUGCUGUGGCGCAGCCUGGAGAUCUCCACGCGCGUGGCCGUCCUCGUGCUCUUCAGCACCGUCUUCAAGCACUGGAUCAUCCCCAUCGCCCUGGCCAACCUGCUGAUCGUCUUCUUCAUGCCUUGGGUGCAGUUCUGGCGCAGCGGCACCCGCCUGCCCGACAACAUCGAGAAGAACUUCAGCCGCGUGGGCACCGUGGUGGUGCUUUGCGCCUUCACCCUCCUCUACGCCAGCAUCAACAUGUUCUGCUGGUCAGCCGUGCAGCUCAAGCUGGCUGAUAGGGACCUCAUUGACAAGUCCCAGGACUGGGGCCGCUUGGCUGUGUACUACGUGGCACGGCUGAUGGAGAACACGGCCCUCGUCGUCCUCUGGUACUUCUUCAAGACGGAUGUCUACGAGAACGUCUGCACGCCGCUGCUGGUGGUGCAGCUGCUCCUCGGCUACUGCCUGGGCAUCUACUUCAUGCUCCUCUUCUUCCAGUACCUGCAUCCCUGCCGACAGCUCUUCCAGCACAACGUUGCUGACUUCUUGCACUGUGUUUGCUGUCGCCGGCGCCCGUCGGGGACCCCUCUGCACCUCGAAGCACCGUAUGAGCCUGGUGUGAGGCACAGCAUCGUCUGAGGGACAGCCAGCACCCGGCUAUGGACGCAGAGAUGUGCUGGCAGACGUGGCACAGACCAAGCACUGCUGGCCCUUGGUCCCUGCACAUCCCACAGUGCCAUGGGGACAGGAACGUGUGUGUGCCUGCCGCGCACAUGGACACAAAGGACUUUGGGAUGCUCAAACUGCCGCUGCAAGCAGCCGCUGUGCAGUGCACAGCCCUAUAGGUGCCCUGACACCCCAAGCUGCCCGCUGCGGUACACACAGUGACCCUGGGGACACGGGGCCAGCGGGACUGUUUUAAGCAGUAAAGAACCUCUGCUGUG